This is a messenger RNA of Boeremia exigua, 906 nucleotides long. RefSeq lists its product as uncharacterized. Lineage: Eukaryota; Fungi; Ascomycota; Dothideomycetes; Pleosporales; Didymellaceae. The coding region runs from base 1 to 906 and encodes 301 amino acids. The transcript is spliced from 2 exons. The record is from RefSeq and is a predicted model, not a curated record.
AUGGCGGAAAUCAAGGCGAUCAAAGACCAGAUCUGGUACAUCAAGCGCGACAUCCAGAAUGAAGAGAAAAAGCGCGAUGAGUGGGCGGUCACGAUUUCACAAAUGGAAGCGGAGUUGGCUCAAAUGGGUCCUGGUGAUGACCGUGAGCAAUGGGAAGCCAUGAAGACAGAGGCCGAGCAAGCGGUCGCGACGCAUGAUGCAGCCAUAGCAGGAUUCCAGGCGCAGCUUGACCCUCUCGAGGCUCAGCUUCCGCAAGCGCCUGAGCCUGCUGCACCCAAAUUUGACCCCGAGAAGCAUCCUCUUCUGAGGAAGGCCGUGGAAAAGCAGGAACCUGAAAAGCCUGUAACCUUCAACGCUGGCGACACGUGCGAGGCGCAAUGGACAGACAGGUCGUGGUACAAGGCAAAGAUUCAAAGCAAACUUGGUUCAGCAUCCGCGCCAAAGUACCUUGUGCGUUUCCUUGAGUACGACGAUACUUUGACUGUCGACAGCGACCGUGUGCGCCCGCUACCGAGCAAGAGGAAGCGCGAGCCCGAGCUUGCCGCUGCACCUUCACCAGCAACCCCUACUACCUCGACUCCGCACGUAAUCUCGGGCCCCGCCAGUGUCAACCCGAACUCGAACGCCCACGCAGCAAAGCUUGGCGCAGCUACCAACGAACCCAAGCGCGUCAACCGAGUGCCCAACAAAGGACAGCUGAAGAAGAGCGUUGGAAACUGGAAAGAUUUUCAAAGCAAGGGUGUUGGAAAAAAGAUCGCGAAGAAAGAUUCCAUGUUCAGGACAAGCAACGCCUUUGGCAGCAGGGUUGGCUUUACUGGCUCUGGCAAGGGCAUGACUGAAACCCACAAACGCCAGCGCUAUGAUCACAAGAAAGACGCUGACGAUGACGAUGAAGCCAAGUUCUGA